AUGGACGAAAAAUAUGUAACUAGUACUUGGGAGCUGCUGAAGAAAGCGAUCCAAGAAAUUCAGAACAAGAACAAUUCGGGGCUGAGCUUCGAAGAACUGUACAGAAAUGCAUAUACGAUGGUCCUGCACAAACAUGGUGAGCGCCUCUACAACGGGUUGAGAAGUGUAAUUGAGGAACAUUUGAAAAAUAAGGUUCGACAGCGCAUAUCGUCAUGUCAAGAGGGUGGACUGCUUGUAGCGGUAAUUAUGGCAUGGUCCGAUCACACAACUGCAAUGGUUAUGAUUAGAGAUAUUCUGAUGUAUAUGGACCGCGUCUACGUCACAAACCAAGAACCGCCAAUCGAGCCUGUAUAUAACCUUGGCCUCUCGAUUUUCAAAGACGAGGUCGUCCGCUGGGAUUUUGUGAAUGAAAAGCUUCGGGAAGAAAUGCUCUUAAUGAUUGCAGCAGAGAGGAAUGGUGAAACGAUCCCCUGGUCACAGCUGAAACAGGCUUGUGCCAUGCUCUCCGCCCUCGGGAUCUACGAAACUGAAUUUGAAAACCAGUUUUUGCAUAAUACGUCCGAUUACUAUAAGAAGUUGAGCGAUGAGUUUUUGAAGGGAAACUCGGCGGCAGACUUUGUAAACAAGGUGACGAGAUGUCUGGAAGAAGAAGCUGUGCGCGCAGAUCGUUAUUUAGAGCCUGGAACGGCCCGUAAGGUCCUCAACGUUGUCGAGCUCGAGCUGAUCAAAGCGAAUAUGCAGUAUGUGGCGAACAUGCAGGGAACUGGCGUGGCUUUUAUGCUAAAUAUGGAUCAUGUAGAAGAUUUGCACAAUAUGUUUAAACUAUUCACACGGGUGACGGGCGGACCAAUGGUUAUCUGCACUGCGGCCUCCGCAUGGUUGCGAGAGAAGGGAGAGCAAAUCACAACUCCUUGUGAGGGAAACGAAGUUAGAGCCGACCCCGUAGAGUACAUUACGAAACUGAUGGAACUAGGCAUAAGAUGCAAAAAUCUUCUAACCAAGGCGUUCUGCAAGGACAUCCAUUUCAAAAGGAUGGUGUGCAAUGAAUUCGCGGCUUUCAUCAACAAAAAUCCGCGCUCGCCAGAGUUCCUGGCAGCAUAUCUUGAUGAGAAGCUGAAAAAAGGAAAUCGGGUGCUAAAAGACAAGGAAAUUGACGAGGCCCUCGACAGCUGUAUGGUGCUGUUCCGGUACCUUGCCGAUAAGGACAUUUUCGAACAUUAUUAUAAGCGCUUCCUGGCGAAGCGCCUUCUCAACGAGCGUUCAUCGUCUGAUGACAGUGAAAAGGCUAUGGUGGGCCGGCUGAAGCUCGAAUGCGGUUACCAGUACACCAGCAAGCUUGAAAGCAUGUUCAAGGAUCGUGAAAUUUGGCUGACAGCUCAAACGGGUUUUAAGGAGCAUCAGUCGGCGAGCAGAGAGGUUCCUGGCGUUGACCCAUGCGAUAUACAAGUUCGCGUUUUGACCUCUGGGGUAUGGCCGACGCCCGUAUCAACAAUGAUUUGCACAUUGCCAUUGGCAGCCGAUGUUUCGUACAAGGGAUUCAGUGAAUAUUACCUCAAACAACAUAAUGGUCGGCGGCUAACCUUGAACACCUACCUAGGUAAUGCAGAAGUGAAGGCAAUCUUCUACAAUACGCCAAAAUCGGCAGUGGACGAACCAAUGUCUAGCACUGGGCCCAGCCCGAAGCGACCAUCACGAGUAAACGAAUCGAGCAAGAUCCUCUGCGUCAGUACCCAUCAGAUGGCAGUACUUAUGCUCUUCAAUGCAAAGGAAGUCAUAACUUGUGCCGAGAUAGCUUCCGCAACAAAUAUUAACGACAAAGAAUUGCAAAGAACGCUCCAGUCUUUGUCUAUGGGCAAAGCUUCGCAAAGAGUUUUGGUCAGGAAUGGUGCUGCAACAAAAGAUAUUGAAGAAAGUGACGAAUUUUAUGUGAAUGAUCAGUUCACAUCAAAGCUGGUUCGUGUGAAAAUCUCGACUAUUUUGGACACGAAGGUUGCAAAUCAAAAGGAGACUGUCGAGGUGAAAGAAAAGGUGGAGGAUGACCGGAAGCACGAGAUCGAGUGUGCGAUUGUUAGGAUUAUGAAGUCGCGAAAGGAGCUUGAUCACAGCAACCUCGUUUCUGAGGUAGUCCGCCAAAUCGAGGCUCGGUUCAAGCCCCCACUCACCGUUAUCAAACAACGCAUCGAAGCGCUCAUCGAGCGUGAAUAUCUACAGCGUAACAAAGACGACGCAAAGGUCUACCAAUAUCUCGCC
Mesorhabditis spiculigera is the source of this 2250-nucleotide messenger RNA. The record is from the annotation of a GenBank genome assembly. Lineage: Eukaryota; Metazoa; Nematoda; Chromadorea; Rhabditida; Rhabditidae.